GACUCAUUUGUCAGGUUGCUAUCUUCCCGGACAACUGACCUUUGAACCGUUGACAAGUUCGUGUUAGGUUCCCUGUGUGUGUCCAUGUAGAUAGACCUGGUAGGGCUGUUGUCCAUACCUCAGGAAUCAAGACCUUGCCGCCGCCAGAUUCUGCGCCGUCCCCACUCCUCGUCAGGUCGCAUCCGGUCUCAUCCAUCCCGUGGCAAGGCCAGUUGGGAUUUUCACCUCCCAUCUCCGCGCAGUCAUGGCCCAUCCCACUGGCGACAAGGCUGCGCCCAACCUCAAUGUGCAGUCCGGGCAAUUCUUCCAAGAUGCUCGUGAUGAGUCUGGCCUGCAGGACGAAGAGAAGCAGGACGACAAGAAGGGGGACUCGGUCUAUCAUGACACCUUUGGCGAUGAAGAGUAUGCCGAGGUCAAGUACAAGGUUCUGAGCUGGUGGCAGUGCGGCUUUCUCAUGGUUGCCGAGACCGUCUCUCUGGGUAUCUUGUCCUUACCCGCCGUUGUCGCAGCGCUGGGUCUGGUUCCCGCUGUCAUCCUUCUACUUGGCCUGGGUCUGCUGGCCACUUACACCGGUUACGUCAUCGGCCAGUUCAGAUGGCGCUAUCCCCAUAUCCAAAGUCUGGCGGAUGCUGGUGAGAUCCUCCUUGGGCCAAUCGGCCGCGAGGUCUUUGGGACUGGCCAACUCCUACUUGUUGUCUUCAUCAUGGCGAGUCAUCUCCUGACCUUCUCGGUCGCCAUGAACACAAUAACCGCCCACGGAACGUGCACCAUCGUUUUCGGCAUCGUUGGCCUGGUGAUCUGCUACAUCUUGUGUUUACCUAGGACGUCUGCGAAGAUGUCCUAUCUUUCCGUUGGCUCAUUCAUCAGCGUAUUCUCUGCUGUGAUGAUCGUGAUGAUUGCCGUUGGCAUUCAGCGUCCAUGGAAGGGAGCCGUGGACGCGACGGUGGAUACUAGCUUGUACAAAGCCUUCCUCGCUGUCUGCAAUAUUGUGUUUUCCUUCUCGGGCCACGUUGCGUUCUUCGGGUUCAUGUCCGAACUGAAAGAUCAUCGGGAAUACCCCAAGGCCCUGUGUCUUCUCCAAAGCAUCGAUACGAUUCUCUACAUUGUCACCUCGGUGGUGAUCUACAUCUAUGCGGGACCCAAUGUCACGUCCCCUGCACUAGGCUCCGCCAGUCCCCUGGUAGCCAAGAUCGCCUACGGGAUUGCUCUUCCGACGAUCAUCAUCGGCGGUGUUGUGAAUGGCCAUGUCGCCUGUAAAUACGUCUAUGUUCGCAUCUUCCGCAACGGGGACCGCAUGCACAGCCGGGAUCUCGUGGCGACGGGAUCUUGGGUGGGGAUCAUGCUGGCAUUAUGGAUCCUUGCCUGGAUUAUCGCAGAGGCUAUUCCUGUGUUUAGUGAUCUGCUGAGUCUGAUCGCAUCUCUCUUCGCCAGUUGGUCUACAUUCGGCUUCAGCGGUGUUUUCUGGCUCCACCUUAACAAAGGUCGCCUCUUUUCGUCUCCCCUGAAAAUUGCGUUGACAAUUCUCAAUGUGCUUUGCAUUGGAAUUGCCGCCUGCAUCUGCGGUCUUGGACUCUAUGUAUCGGGACGAUCUCUCCACGAUGACGCCAAUAGCUCCAGUUUCUCCUGCGCAAAUAACGCCUAAUGGAUUAGACACCAGUAUAUAGUGCAUAUAGCGACCGUUAAAGUAAUAGAAAAGAUGCAUUUGGGCAUAUGACAACCCCCGCAUAUCCCGAUUACCCGAAAUUGAGAUUCCUUCGGCUCCGACGCCAAGACUCGCCAAGAUCACCGCCGCCCGACAGUCUUGGCGAGGCCGUGGGCAGUCACGCAGCGACCGGGAUCCGGUUUUUCUGUGGCGGUCAGGCAAAGGAGGUAGACUUGGUUCAUACGAGCAGAGAAAUAGCC
Messenger RNA from Aspergillus sclerotioniger CBS 115572, 1902 nucleotides. RefSeq lists its product as uncharacterized. The record is from RefSeq and is a predicted model, not a curated record. Gene Ontology annotation, molecular function: amino acid transmembrane transporter activity. Bases 245 to 1642 code for a protein of 465 amino acids. The transcript has 10 exons. NCBI's taxonomy places the organism in Eukaryota, Fungi, Ascomycota, Eurotiomycetes, Eurotiales, Aspergillaceae. Gene Ontology annotation, cellular component: vacuolar membrane. Gene Ontology annotation, biological process: amino acid transmembrane transport.